CUCUGCUCUCUAGGACCGCAGCCAACGAGUACAGCUCCACUUCAGCACCAAUUUAGCAAACGGGAAAUACUGAACCGGCGCAGAAGCUUUUGGAUAAUUGCCGGAUAAACCAGUGAUUGAGCAUCGUGUCUGCAGCGCUCAGGACCAGAGCUCACACAAGGUUGCCCACUGUAGUCUGCCCAGCCUGCCCAGAGCCCUACAUACAGACGCCCAGAGACCCGUCCCAGAGACCGGAGAUGACUGCUGCCAUACCCUGCUGGCUGUCCGCCCUCACACUCGCCCUCACCCUCCUGGUCCUCUCUGCCAGGGAAGGAGCUGCUCUCUUCCUGCCCGACUCCAAUGAGCUGCGGCAGCUACUGAGCCGGUACCAGGAUGACCAGAACAGCACCGAUAACACAGCGGGCAGUAGGACGCGACGGGCCAUCCAGUGGACGGACCGUGGGGAGCUCCUCCAACUGCACAACAAACUGAGGGGAGGAGUCUACCCCACCGCAUCCAACAUGGAGUACAUGGUGAGACACGCCUCCUUCCUGACAUGUGCAUACUGUAGCUUUAGCUAUCAUCACCCUCACAGAUACGCUAUCAAUACACUGUAAAGAGGGUCACUAUUCACACACUACUGUAGAGCAACA
Messenger RNA from Coregonus clupeaformis (lake whitefish), 632 nucleotides. RefSeq names its product cysteine-rich secretory protein LCCL domain-containing 2-like. The coding region runs from base 237 to 596 and encodes 119 amino acids. NCBI's taxonomy places the organism in Eukaryota, Metazoa, Chordata, Actinopteri, Salmoniformes, Salmonidae. The transcript has 2 exons. The record is from RefSeq and is a predicted model, not a curated record.